AUGGCGGAAAUACAUAACACAACGGAUUUCAAAUCACAUCUGAUUGUAGAUAUUGACGCGAACAGGUAUUUGGCCAACAAUAACAACCUAGACGUUGAAACAGAGAAAAUGAAUGAUGUAGACAUAGAUUAUGGGUUUGAGAAAGAAGAAGCCAAUGAUGUAAUGGGAAUGAUUUUUGAUUCUCCCGAAGAUGCAUAUGAUUUCUACAAUCGCUAUGCGUUUUUACAUGGAUUUGGAAUACGUAUAUCUUCGUUUUUUAAAAAUAAGACCACAAAUGAGCCUUAUCGAAGGAAAUUCGUGUGUAACAAAGAGGGUUUUAAAGACAUGAAAUGCAAUAGUUCUAAUGGAGAUGUUAAGAAACGUCGUAGAGAAUUAAGGACCGGAUGUGAAGCAUAUAUUCGGAUUUCAAAAAAUAAAGAAGGGAAAUGGUUUGUGGAUAGAUUUAACGACUCACAUAAUCAUGAGUUAACUGUUACUCCUACCAAAGUAAUGAAACAUCGGUCUCAUGGAAAGUUUCACCGCUCAAUGGCAUGCAAAGCCCUAGUAUCGGAACUUGGUCAAUCCGGGUUGAAACCUUGUCAAAUCAAGAAGGUCGUAAAUACCAUGAAAGAUUCAAAUGAAAAUGAUGUCUCAUCAAAGCAAUGUGCAGAUAUCUUAGCAGAUCAGCGGAAACAAUAUAAAUGUAAGGAAUUUUAA
Helianthus annuus (common sunflower) is the source of this 696-nucleotide messenger RNA. RefSeq names its product protein FAR1-RELATED SEQUENCE 5-like. The transcript has 2 exons. The record is from RefSeq and is a predicted model, not a curated record. NCBI's taxonomy places the organism in Eukaryota, Viridiplantae, Streptophyta, Magnoliopsida, Asterales, Asteraceae. Bases 1 to 696 code for a protein of 231 amino acids.